CAAAAAACACCGGAUAUUAAGUAAUUGUAUGUUUAAUAAAAGUAAUUGAUAUGAAGUACGGCAUGAAUACAAUUCCUUAGGACAUUCAGUUUGAUUAAAAGAAAUAUAGUAAUUCGGAAAUUGAAUCUUCAAGACAUCAAAAUGGAGUAUCUAAAAUACCAUACACUACUUGGUAUACUCUUAAUGAGUUACUAUACCAUAUCAAAAUUAAUAUUUGAUAAAGUUUUCACCACAUUACCCGUAAUAAUAGAUGAAUUGUACCAUUUACCACAAGGGAUGCUGUACUGUAAGGGUAAUUUUUCGUAUUGGGAUCCCAAAAUUACAACAUUACCAGGCCUGUAUUUAAUUUCAUCUCUAAUAUCACCGUUCUUCCCUUGUAAUACAUAUAACUUGAGAUAUGUUAAUCUGAUUGCGUCUUGUAUCAAUUUAUUGUUAUUUUCAUCGUUAUUGCAGUAUAUUUACGGUAAAAAUCAUGAUAAUCCUUUAAAAAUAGUGUUGCAAGCUGUUAAUUUAACUAUUUUACCUCCUUUGUAUUUCUUUUCACAUGUUUAUUACACGGAUACGUUGUCUAUGAUGUUUUUGUUAGCAUAUACUAGAUUAUGUAUCGGAAAUAGUAAUAAAUUUUUCAUACUUGUCUUUGGUUUAUGUUGCGUUUUGAUGAGACAGACUAAUAUAGCAUGGAUUUUUAUGAUUUUUAUGCAUAGAAAUAUUGAUGUAUUUAUAAAAAGCUCACGUGUUUAUGGUAAUAAAUAUUUGAAUAUGUUAAAAUUACAGAAGAAAUCUUUAUUAGCGCAAGAAAUUGAUAGAACCAAGUUGAAAAGAUAUUACGAUUUCAAUGAUUUGUUUAUAGCUGUUAAAUAUCAUAUUAAUACGUAUAUGUUGACAUUUUUUAAGCUAUUAUCUUGGUCUGAUUUUUUAUUUAUUGCAACACAAUUAAUUUUACUUGUACUAUUUAUAUGUUUUGUUGUUUUUAAUAACGGUAUUGUCCUCGGUGAUAGAAGUGCACAUCAAGCAUCAAUUCAUGUGCCUCAGAUUUUCUAUUUUUUAUUAUUUUAUGGUGUUUUUGGAUUACCAUAUGUUUUGGCGAAGUUAAAAUCAACGUUAAAAAUGUUAUUUUCUAAUAAGAUUUUAGUAGUAUUGUUAGUUGGAGUAUUUGCUUUCUUUGUUCAUUAUAAUACAGUUAUACAUCCUUAUUUAUUAGCUGAUAAUAGACAUUAUACGUUCUAUAUUUGGAAUCGAUGGUACGGGAAAUAUAAUAACGCUAUAUAUUAUACUAUACCUAUAUAUGUUUUUUUAAUUUUCAAUUUAUAUGAUAAUUUAAAAAAUCAAAAUUGUAUUUCUUUUCUAAUACCUUAUUCUGUUAGUACUUUUACGGUUUUAACGUUACAAAGAAUGAUAGAAGUAAGGUAUUUUUUGGUACCGUAUAUAAUUUUGAGAUUGCGAUUUGUACGUCCGUCUUAUAAAAUAGUUUUGAUGGAAUUUGUAUGGUAUAUGUUAUUAAAUGUAGUGACUAUUUAUAUAUUUUUCACAAAAGAGAUUUAUUGGAAGGAUUUUGAUUAUGCCCAAAGAAUUAUUUGGUAA
Messenger RNA from Papilio machaon (common yellow swallowtail), 1581 nucleotides. RefSeq names its product putative Dol-P-Glc:Glc(2)Man(9)GlcNAc(2)-PP-Dol alpha-1,2-glucosyltransferase. NCBI's taxonomy places the organism in Eukaryota, Metazoa, Arthropoda, Insecta, Lepidoptera, Papilionidae. Gene Ontology annotation, molecular function: dolichyl pyrophosphate Glc2Man9GlcNAc2 alpha-1,2-glucosyltransferase activity. The record is from RefSeq and is a predicted model, not a curated record. Gene Ontology annotation, biological process: protein N-linked glycosylation; dolichol-linked oligosaccharide biosynthetic process. Gene Ontology annotation, cellular component: endoplasmic reticulum. The coding region runs from base 142 to 1581 and encodes 479 amino acids. The transcript has 2 exons.